Molecule: messenger RNA, 2285 nt
Organism: Pseudomyrmex gracilis
Lineage: Eukaryota; Metazoa; Arthropoda; Insecta; Hymenoptera; Formicidae
Product: regulation of nuclear pre-mRNA domain-containing protein 1B
Exons: 5
Coding region: 277-1284 (335 amino acids)
Biological process (GO): mRNA 3'-end processing
Cellular component (GO): RNA polymerase II, holoenzyme
Molecular function (GO): RNA polymerase II complex binding
Source: RefSeq, a predicted model, not a curated record
AACGUACCCCUGCGCAGAAACUGCGUCUUUCGUCGCCGUUUUGUGCUUGAUUCAGCUGUUGCCAGGCCUGGUAUUCGUAGUCCAUCGUGGUUGCUUAUAGCCAUAGGUAUACCUCGUGUACGUUCCGUACGUGUAGGUACGUGCAAAAUUCGUUGCUUAAUUUUUGCACGUUCUUUCGAUUGACACGGAAGCUGGCAGAGCCAGAGGAGGUAGUGAAACCAAGUAGCAAUCCCGGUCGGCGAUUGCGAGUACUUCGUUGACAAGACAACCAGCGCGAUGACGGGGUUCACGGAGAGCGCUCUGGUCAAGCGACUAAUGGACCUAAAUCCGUCGCAGCAGAGUAUUCAAACGCUCUCGCUCUGGUUGAUACAUCAUAGAAAACAUCACCCGACCAUCGUAAAGAUCUGGUUCAAGGAGAUGUGCAAAGUAAAAGAUAAUCGCAAAUUAAUGUUCAUGUAUCUGGCGAAUGAUGUCAUCCAAAAUAGUAAGAAGAAAGGACCUGAGUUUGGAAAGGAAUUUGAGACAGUCUUGCCAAAAGCCUUCGAACAUAUGAAAGGUUUUGAUGAAAAGACAAGAGAAAGAUUAAACAGAUUGCUACAAAUCUGGGAAGAGAGAGGAGUUUAUGAUAAAGCACAGAUAGCGGAGUUUAAAACAGCUUUUACAGACUCUGAAAAGGAUUCAGGAACACCGCCCAAGAAAAAAAUUAAAGUUGACAAUGACAAGAAAGAAAAGAAGGAGAGAAAAAAAUCAGAAACGGAAAUAGAGGUUGACGGUACCAAAGAGCUUCAUGUGACUUUAAGUCCACGGACUCCCGCUGGCGAUCCACCGGAAACUGAAGAGCUUAUCAAGGCCUUAAUGGAUCUAGAAAAUACCGCGUCCUCAGACGCAGGUGUAAGAGAACGUAUUGCGUCCUUGCCGCCGGAAGUAUCGGAGGUCUCUCUGCUCGCGAAUCUUGCGGACCGAAGAGCCGCUGAUCAGUUGAGCGCUGCUGUGAACGAAGCGGCCGCGCUGCUGGCAGAUUACAACGGACGAUUGCAAGCUGAGAUGGAGGAUAGAAGAAGAUUGCUGACGAUGCUGCGCGAUUACACCUUGGCACAAAGACAGCUACUUCAGCAGGCGCAAAGCACCUUAGAAGAUUACAAAGAAAAGCUGAAGAAGGUGUGUGCUGUUCGAUCAGAAGUAAAAUCUCACAUUUCGAAUCUUCCCGACUUGACGCAGCUGCCCGAUGUGACUGGUGGUCUGGCGCCUCUUCCAUCUGCUGGUGAUCUGUUUUCCAUGCACUAGUGUAAGUCUCACUAGUGUAACGUUUAUGUAGUUUCUUAUUUUUGUUUCUUGUUUGAUAAGCAAGAAACGGUAUAGAUUUGUAUGAAAAAUGACAGAGACUCAUCAUUGCCGAACAUUUUAUGAACUUGAUGUAUCGACAAAACCUUCCCACGUAUGUCAGCGUGAAGUACGGAAUAGAGAAUUACACGUUAACGGACCUGACAAUAUAACCAAUAUAACGGAUGGAGUGCUACGAAAAAUGCGUAUGAAAUACUUGUCAUACACAUUGUAAUUCUUGGUUUUGUACUUUACGUAACAUAAUAGCCUAGACUCCUUUUUAUGUCCUUAAUCGGAAAGGAAUGUACCUACCUACUGUGCAUAUAAGUAGGUUACAUAUAAAGACAUAAGGUCCUGAGAAAGAAAUUUUAAGUAAAACUUAACGAUGUGGCGAAAAAACCACUAUUUCUGUGAUGAGGCUAUUACUGGAGUUGAAAUAUACGUUGUAAAUCGAUUUAUUUUACAUUCACAAGUAAAUCGAAUAAUGAAUUUGUCUAAAGAGUUUGGAUAGGGUUCUCACAUACAAGGUGUUAGAAUGGUCAGAGCCUUUUGUUAAGUUCACGUGUACACAUCGAUAUUUCAAAUUAAACGGAAUUUACUUUGUGCACAAAACUUCCGUUCAUUUAUUAGAGACAUUCUAUCACGUAUUUUUCGAAUAUGCAAAUAUUGUGUUUGCAGAUAAUAUAUUAGAAAGAUAAUAUAUUAUUACAUCGAGAUAUUGAAGCACACAUUAAGAUCGAAUAAUUCACUUGUACAUAUUAUAUACUGUAGCGUCUAGAAAUACACAAUUUUGAAAAACUGACAAAAGAAACACUCAUUGUCGAUGUUGGACUGAGUAGAAAUAAAAUAGUCCACAUAGAUGGUACCAACUGUAUAUGCAAUUAUUUUAAAAAAGACAAAUUAUGACUGCGCAUUGAGAAUUGUAAUAUGCAGAAUGAUGAAUAAAUGUUUUGAUCGUUAUUAUA